This is a messenger RNA of Bufo bufo (common toad), 637 nucleotides long. RefSeq names its product zonadhesin-like. The record is from RefSeq and is a predicted model, not a curated record. The transcript is spliced from 4 exons. NCBI's taxonomy places the organism in Eukaryota, Metazoa, Chordata, Amphibia, Anura, Bufonidae. Bases 93 to 602 code for a protein of 169 amino acids.
GUUAUAGCUUCAAUACAUAAUCAAGCUCUGUUCAUUGCUUUGUAUGUUCCAAGGAAAUCUCCGCUUUCUACUUUCAACAUGAUCAGGUCACGAUGUUGAGCGAAAUCACUGUAAAAAUCUUCCUGAUACUCGAGAUAUUUGCUGCGUUUGGGGCGUCACAGGAGUCUGCAGCUCUACAGCCAGAUUCCUUCUGUGAGCCCAAUAAGAUGUUUUAUCAAUGUAAACCCUGCCCAAGGACCUGCGGGAACCAGGAGAUCCCAUGUCUAAAGAUUUGCCAGCCUGAGUGCUACUGCAAACCUGGUUAUGUCCUGGCCUCAGCCACCUCUAACACCUGCAUCCCGGAGUCUGAGUGCACGUCUUGUGGACCAAAUGCAAGGUUCACUGAUUGUAACUCUUUCUGUCAGGACACAUGUGAUAACUACAUGCAGUCGGGCAGAGCUUGUCCUAUGAUGUGCCAGCCCGGCUGUGUCUGUGAAAAGGGCUAUGUUAUGUACAAUAACCAAUGUAUCAGGCCCAUACUGUGCCCCAAGAGGGCACGAGCUGUCCAUCCAAUGCUAAUACCCCUAUUAGCUGGCAGAACUUCAAAUUCCAGCUCCAUCUGAAGUCCUACUGCUUGGUUCAUGUUACGUAAUAUUAU